Trichobilharzia regenti is the source of this 396-nucleotide messenger RNA. The record is from the annotation of a GenBank genome assembly. NCBI's taxonomy places the organism in Eukaryota, Metazoa, Platyhelminthes, Trematoda, Strigeidida, Schistosomatidae.
AUGCAUACUAAAACACUGUCAUUGAUUCUACACUCCUUUAGCCUGGCAUUUAUCAUCUCAGCGUUAUCAUUAGAUCAAUGGUAUUGUGGUGGAUUAUUUACUUCAUGCUUGAAACAUUAUCAAAGCUUUUUAAUGUUAGCCUUUGUGCUUGAUGCAAUCACUGUGUGUUCAUCAUCGUUAGACUAUAAUCCAACAUAUGCUACAACUCGACUGGUAUCCUUGAUCAUUGGUCUAGUCAGCAUAUUCUCUGCUAUCUUGAUCUACUCUACCCAGAUGGAUCGUCAGUAUUCCUCUUUCACGUGUACACUUGGUAUUGUCUUUGCAUUUCAAGUAGCUAUUCUCAAUUUAUUCGGAUCACAGUGUAUUCAACGGACUGAAGUGAUUGUAGCAGAGUGA